AUGGCCCGUUACCUGAUGAUGCCAUACGCCAGUCGAUAUGAAGUCGGAGAUUCGAAAGAUGCGGCUAAAAAGUUGUUCGAUACGAUGAUGCAGGAUUGCGCUGAAACUACCACUGGGGUCGAGAAGUGCUCACAUAUUCCACCGGAUGUGCGUGAGGGUGUCUAUUGCUCGGCGAUUAAGUUUGGUCCUCAGGCCAAUUUCGACUUUCUGCUCAAACUUUAUCAUCAACAGGUCAAGUAUCAGUAUUACUUCUAUCAAGAAUAUCACGCAAUGCUCGCUGGUCUAGCCUGCACAACAUCUAAAGAAAACCUCAAAGGACUCAUACCGAUUGUGCUCAACGCGAACACUCCGGAAGCAGCCUAUCGACCACUGAUGUACCUAACACGAAAUCCGAUCGCAAGUGAUAUGAUGAUGGAAUAUUUCCGUUCCAACGCAAAACAAGUUUUGGAAAGUGGGCAAAUAGACUUGUAUCUUCAAUCCAUGACUGCCGCAUGGCAAACGCAGACUCGUCUCGAUCAGUUCAUUCAACUGUGUAACGAUCUGGAGAGUGGUGAUCCUCAAGUACCAGCCAGCGUUUGUGCCCCGCAUAUUGCCAGUCUUCGUGCACAGGUUUCACGAGCACAACGCUACUUACCCGACAUCGUUCAUAUCUUCUAUGACCGAUUUGUGAAGGAGGGAGAUGAUCCAUGGGAUGAACGACUACCUCAUAGUUUGAUGCCGUUGAAGUAUAACGCUUUCAUCCAACCCUAUUUCCCGUCGUCCGGUGCGUAUCCAUGGUACAAAAAUAUGACUUUCGAUUCAGUGGUUGACGUGAGUUUCCGAAUUUACUUGUCUAUUUUAAAUGAGCAUUUAUUUGAAUUUUUAUUUGGAUUGCUUUUCUAA
Molecule: messenger RNA, 882 nt
Organism: Anisakis simplex (herring worm)
Lineage: Eukaryota; Metazoa; Nematoda; Chromadorea; Rhabditida; Anisakidae
Source: the annotation of a GenBank genome assembly